CAACCGGGCAAUGUUCAAGCAAGGCAAUAAUGUAGGAAAUGUAGGCGAUGUAGGCCACCUAGUGAAGUUUCUUGGAACGAUGGCCGCCUAGCCGUGAACCGGAUUAACAUAUUUCUCUACUUUCCAGGAUAAGUCUGACAUCUAUGUUUUUCAACAGUUUUGAAAAAAUUUCGAGCAUAGAAAUGGGAUUCUCGUCUAAUCUUCAAGGGCAGGCUUCCCACGAGGCGCUCCUGGGUAGACAAGAUGCUGAAAUUAAGCUUCUCGAUACAAUGCGUCGAUGUUUGACCAAUAAGGUGAAAUCAGAUCGGGACUAUGCUUCGACAAUAUCCUCCUUAACAACGCAAGGACGAAAAGUUGAACGCAGCGAAGAUCUUGCCGGCAGUUUAAUUGCUCAGAGCUGGAAGGAUAUAAUGGAUUCAGUGGAACAAAGCGCCAAACUGAUCAAGCAGCAAGCUGAUUUAAUGGAGAGUGUUGUUGUAGAGCACAUAAGUAGCCUCCAUACGGAAAGAAGGCGGGCUCGUAAACUUUACCAAGAAGAGCACACCUGGUUAAACAAUCAAUUUCAGCAGUUAACCGACGAUGUAGCUAGGAAAAAAACUGAAUAUCAAAAAAGUCUGGAGGUAUACAAAUUGAUGAGAUCUCGUUUUGAAGAACAUUACGUUAAAUCGGGACGAGGUGGGAGAAAAUUAGAUGAAGUUAGAGAGAAAUACCAGAAGGCAUGCCGAAAACUUCAUUUAACUCACAACGAAUAUGUGUUACUACUUGGAGCGGUAACUGAAUGUGAACAUGAUUUACGAACUUCUUAUCUACCUAGUUUACUACAACGUCAACAAGCUGUUCAUCAAGAAUUUAUUGUAACAUGGAAAAGUAUUCUGCAAGAUAUAGUAAAAUACUCAGACUUCACAACUGAAAAGUUUCUAGAAAUUCACACGCGAAUGGAAAAAGCUGUAGAUACUAUUAAACCUAUUGAUGAGUAUAAAGAUUUCAUUGGAAAACAUAGAACCCGCCCAGCAUCCCCAAUAAGAUUUACGUUUGAGGAAAAUCUUGUUGACGACACAUCUGGGAAACUGCUGCCAAACAAAUUAACUGUUGAUAAUCUAACGAUAGAUUGGCUACGCAGCCGACUAACAGAGCUGGAAACAUCACUCAAAACUACACAGUUGAGCAAACAGGCUAUGCUAUCACCCCCGGAAACUAUCUGUGAUUCUAAAAUAUUAAGUGUCGAUUACUCACGAGAAAGGGAAGAGCUGCGGCAGCGAUGUCAGGAGAAGAAAUUACUGAGGCAAGCAGAAGUGAUUAGAGGGGCCCUCAAUGAACUUGGCUGCGAAGAAUUGCCGUCUGGUUGCGAUCUCUCAAUGGAAGGAUCUUUCACGGAACCAGCAGUAAACAACAAAAGAAAUACAGUUCCAGACAUUGGUUUCUUUACAUUGCGCAGGAAUCAGCGUAUUGUUACAUUAUUAAAAUCUCCAUUCAAAUCAUUACCUUCGAUAAGCAAUGAAAAGAAUGGUCUAGUUAGAGCAAAUAGUGAGGGCCCGAUGACACAGCGAAUUGACACUCCACCGGUUGUACCACUACGUGGAGUCUCCAAUUUAAGUAAUACUCAAAAAGGUGGAGGAGGCCUGAUAGAAGAAGAAUGGUUUCAUGGUGUGUUGCCUCGGGAAGAAGUUGUGAGACUUCUCGUCAAUGAGGGUGACUAUUUAGUACGAGAAACUACAAGAAACGACGAAUGUCAGAUUGUACUUUCAGUUUGUUGGGACGGACAUAAACACUUUAUUGUACAAACCACAUCUGAGGGACACUUCAGGUUUGAAGGUCCUUCAUUUCCGUCGAUCCAAGAAUUGAUAAUUCAUCAAUGGCAGUCUGGUUUACCAGUAACUAGUCGAUCUGGUGCUAUUUUGAGAACGCCCAUUUUAAGGGAACGGUGGGAACUCAAUAAUGAUGAUGUAGUUCUUCUAGAUAAAAUAGGCAGAGGUAACUUUGGCGAUGUGUAUAAAGCUCAAUUGAAAUCAUCGAAAAUCGAUGUAGCAGUUAAAACGUGCAAAGUAACUUUACCGGAUGAACAAAAGAAGAAAUUUUUACAAGAGGGACGGAUUUUGAAACAAUACGACCAUCCGAAUAUAGUGAAGCUUAUUGGAAUCUGUGUACAGAAGCAACCUAUUAUGAUCGUUAUGGAAUUGGUACCAGGUGGUUCACUCCUGACCUACUUGAGAAAAAAUGCAAGCACUAUAACUCAACGCGAACAACUUAGAAUGUGCAAAGAUGCUGCCGCUGGUAUGUGCUACUUGGAGUCAAAAUACUGUAUUCAUAGAGAUUUGGCAGCCCGAAAUUGCCUUGUUGGCUACGAGUCUAUAGUAAAAAUAUCGGAUUUUGGAAUGUCGCGCGAGGAAGAAGAAUACAUUGUUUCUGAUGGCAUGAAACAAAUACCGAUUAAGUGGACAGCACCAGAAGCAUUAAAUUUUGGCAAAUAUACUUCUCUUUGCGAUGUUUGGAGCUAUGGUGUUUUGAUAUGGGAAAUAUUCUCAAAAGGAGGAACCCCAUACAGUGGAAUGUCAAACUCAAAGGCACGAGAGAAAAUUGACGCGGGAUAUCGAAUGCCUAUCCCAGAAGGAACUCCAGAUGAAAUUUACCGGUUAAUGUUGCGCUGUUGGGAGUACGAGCCAGAAAAAAGGCCGCAUUUUGAACAGAUAUACACCGUUGUUGAUACAUUGUCGCAAGCGCUGUAACGCAAAAUGCACCCCGCGUGUAAUAUCUGACUGCGAAAAACAUGAGAGCUUUUACCGUAAUAAUUCACCUUAUUACCCAAAUGACGGGUUUACCGAUUAUAGGUUCCUUUAUACAUGACUUCUUUUGCUACACACACACACUUGUCCAUUUAUAUGUGUAUAUUUUAAACCAGCGUGCUCAAGUCGAAUCUAAUUCACUUCUCAUUAUGAAAGAUACCACGGUGGUAUGAGAAUGUGAGUAUAAUUUAAUUGUUCUGUAUAGUCUCAGCAUCAUGGCAGUUAAAUGAGAAAAAAUUGAUUUGCUGCGUUUUUAUGGUGUUCAUUAUGGUUUUAUUUUUAUUUAUUUUCUUUGAGGUGCUUUUGCAGUUACUCGAGUAUAAAAUAAAAUCUUUCUUCAUCUGAUUUGAGCACGAUCUUUCAAUACAAUGCAGCUUUUAAACAGUGUGUGUAAGACAUUGUGUAUUACUUCGGAGCUGCAAUAUUCGUUUGUAAUAAAAAUAGAGUGAGUUUUUUUUUUCAAAUAGUAUAUUAAACAAGACAAGGUGAACUAGGA
Messenger RNA from Diprion similis, 3276 nucleotides. RefSeq names its product tyrosine-protein kinase Fer (gene FER). Gene Ontology annotation, biological process: peptidyl-tyrosine phosphorylation. The transcript has 16 exons. The coding region runs from base 144 to 2723 and encodes 859 amino acids. The record is from RefSeq and is a predicted model, not a curated record. NCBI's taxonomy places the organism in Eukaryota, Metazoa, Arthropoda, Insecta, Hymenoptera, Diprionidae. Gene Ontology annotation, molecular function: ATP binding; non-membrane spanning protein tyrosine kinase activity.